AGAAUCGUUCGGUGUCGGUUUACCGGUGUCCGUGGAUGUGACGGUAGAAUGGGCGAAUCCCGCUGGAUCUGACUGGAACUGUGGAAAUGGAUCCCACGUUCUCACAAGGAGACAAAGAUACGGUCUCUGUGGAGGAUGUGGGGCCCAUGCACGUGAGGAUGCGCGAGCGUCUGCUGUGGGACGAGCCGAUGCAGUUCUCCUGGCUGAUGGAGGCCGAGUCGUUCACCUCCUCCCUCCAGACGGGGGGUCCCGCGGCAGCUGGCAUGACCCUGGAGCAGAAGACCACCUUUGCCUUCGUCAUUUUCCUCUUUGUCUUCCUCUGUAUGCUGAUCGUGCGCUGUUUCCGCAUCCUGCUGGACCCCUACCGCAGCAUGCCCACCUCCACCUGGGCUGACGGCCUGGACGGCCUCGAGAAGGGCCAGUUUGACUACACACUGGCAUAGAUCACACACACAAUACACACUCACACACAAACCUCUUAUGGCACUUUUCCACUGCACGUUAUAGUUCGACUCAACUCUACUCGCU
This is a messenger RNA of Xyrauchen texanus (razorback sucker), 528 nucleotides long. Its product is annotated as cortexin-3. Lineage: Eukaryota; Metazoa; Chordata; Actinopteri; Cypriniformes; Catostomidae. The coding region runs from base 87 to 443 and encodes 118 amino acids. The transcript is spliced from 2 exons. The record is from RefSeq and is a predicted model, not a curated record.